GUCCGAGAGGCGCAUCGCGGCAUCGGCAUCGCCACAAAGCCCAUCUCACGCUCCCGCACCCUCUCCUCCUCGCCCAUUCCUUCCGCCUCCCUCCCCGCGCCGCCGGUCGCCGGAGCCCAGCGACUCCGCCCGCGCCGCGCUGCGCCCUGCAGAAUCCUCGAUGGCUGCCGCCAGGGGCAUUAACCAGCUUCUGAAGAGAACUCUCCACAACCAGUCUGCUGGUUCAUCGCUGCUUUCUUCAUUGAGGGGAAAGCAUGAAGAGUCCUCUGCUGGACUGAGAGCAUUGGCUCUUCUUGGAGUUGGUGCCUCUGGUCUUUUGAGUUUUGCUACAAUAGCAUCUGCUGAUGAAGCUGAGCAUGGCUUGGCAGCCCCAGAUUAUCCCUGGCCCCAUGCUGGCAUCAUGAGCUCUUAUGAUCACGCGUCAAUUCGGCGUGGGCAUCAAGUUUACACACAAGUUUGUGCUUCUUGUCACUCCAUGUCCUUGAUUUCGUACCGUGAUUUGGUUGGGGUGGCCUAUACUGAGGAGGAAACAAAGGCAAUGGCUGCUGAGAUUGAGGUGGUUGAUGGUCCUAACGAUGAGGGUGAAAUGUUCACCCGCCCUGGUAAGCUGAGUGAUCGCUUCCCACAGCCUUAUGCGAACGAGCAAGCAGCCCGAUUUGCUAAUGGUGGUGCAUACCCCCCGGACCUUAGUCUUAUCACAAAGGCAAGGCACAAUGGUCAGAACUAUGUUUUUGCUCUUCUUACUGGAUAUCGUGAUCCACCAGCUGGCGUUCAGAUUCGUGAGGGUCUGCACUACAAUCCCUACUUCCCUGGUGGUGCCAUAGCCAUGCCCAAGAUGCUUAAUGAUGGAGCUGUGGAGUAUGAGGAUGGUACUCCUGCAACUGAAGCCCAGAUGGGUAAGGAUGUCGUAUCAUUCCUUUCUUGGGCAGCCGAGCCUGAGAUGGAAGAGAGAAAGCUGAUGGGAGUGAAAUGGAUCUUCCUACUAUCACUAGCGCUUCUCCAAGCUGCCUACUACCGCCGCAUGAAGUGGUCAGUCUUGAAGUCCCGUAAGCUGGUCCUGGAUGUUGUCAACUGAGGACUACCAUUAUCUUUUUUUAUUUGAAAUAUGUUGAGCCGUUAAGGAGCAUUCAAAAUAAUGAAUUUGUGAUGUACAAUUUUGCCACUGGGGCUAGGUUCCAUGCCUAGAAGUUAUUUUGUUUUCUUUACUCUGCUGAGCUGCAAAAGCAUUUCACCAAGGGAGUACAUUUCACGGGUUUUUUUUUUUGGGUUUGCAAUGCCUCAAUGUUAUCAGCAAUAUUCUAACUUAACAGCUGUUGGGAGUUGAUAAAUUCUUAUGCUAUGAAAUACUCCUAAUAGACCUUUGUAUUGUACGGUUGAGCC
Molecule: messenger RNA, 1380 nt
Organism: Sorghum bicolor (sorghum)
Lineage: Eukaryota; Viridiplantae; Streptophyta; Magnoliopsida; Poales; Poaceae
Product: cytochrome c1-2, heme protein, mitochondrial
Exons: 8
Coding region: 161-1075 (304 amino acids)
Biological process (GO): mitochondrial electron transport, ubiquinol to cytochrome c
Molecular function (GO): electron transfer activity; heme binding
Source: RefSeq, a predicted model, not a curated record